Molecule: messenger RNA, 1633 nt
Organism: Budorcas taxicolor (takin)
Lineage: Eukaryota; Metazoa; Chordata; Mammalia; Artiodactyla; Bovidae
Gene: JAML
Product: junction adhesion molecule like
Exons: 10
Coding region: 100-1254 (384 amino acids)
Biological process (GO): neutrophil extravasation; neutrophil chemotaxis; heterophilic cell-cell adhesion
Cellular component (GO): membrane
Molecular function (GO): cell adhesion molecule binding
Source: RefSeq, a predicted model, not a curated record
AAGUGUCUUCAGUCGGAUUUGGGAACUGCAGUAGUGGGAGAAUUGAGUGAGUUGCUUCUCCUGGUGUUCAUCAUCUUGGAUUGAAAAAUUGACAACAGCAUGUUUUACCCACUGAAAGUCGUCCUGAUGCCAGUGUUACUGGGUUAUUCCUUGGGCCUGAAUGACUUGACUAUUUCCACCGUGGAGCUAACAGUUCACGUGGGUGAUUCAGCCCUUCUGGGAUGUGUUUCCCAGAGCACAGGAGAGAAACAUGUGACCAAGGUAGACUGGAUGUUCUCAUCAGAAGAGCACACCAAGGAUGAGUACGUGCUCUUCUAUUACUCAAACAUCAGCGUGCCUGUGGGGCACUUCCAGAAUCGCGUGCGCUUGGUGGGGGACAUCUUACACCAUGACGGUUCCCUCCUGCUCCAAAACGUGAAAGAGACCGACCAAGGAAACUUUACCUGUGAAAUCCGCUUCCAAAUGGAGAGCCUCGUGUUCAAAAAGGUGGUCAUCCUGAAUGUACUGCCAGAGGAACCCAAAGAGCUGAUGGUUCAUGUGGGUGAUUCGACUCGGAUGGGAUGUGUUUUCCACAGCACAGAAGAGAAGCACGUGAGCAGGGUAGACUGGAUGUUCUCAUCAGGAGAGCCUGCCAAGGAGGAGAUUGUGUUGUGCUAUCAGCCCAAACUCAGGGCACCCAAAGGGUACCCCCAGAACUGGGGCCGCUUCCGGAACCGUGUAAACUUGGUGGGAGACCCUUCCCGCAAUGAUGGCUCUAUAAUGCUCCACGGAGUGAAGGAGUCUGAUGGAGGAAACUACACCUGCAGUAUCUACCUGGGGAACCUGACCUUCAGGAAAACCACUGUGUUGCAAGUGAUCCUGAAACAGCCCCGAACACUGGUGACCCCGGUAGCCCUCAGACCAGAGAUCCUGGAUGGUAACCAGCUGGUGAUCAUCGUGGGGAUUGUCUGUGCCACCAUCCUGCUUCUUCCGGUUCUGAUACUGAUUGUGAAGAAGGCCUAUGGAAAUAAGAGUUCAGUCACUUCCACCACUCUGGUCAAAAGCCUGGAGAACACAGAGAGGGCUCGUGCAGAGAAACAUAUUUAUUCCUCAAUAACCACACAAGAGGUGAAUGAUGAGGAAGAAUCAAGUGGAAAAUCAGAGGCCACCUACAUGACCAUGAACCCAGUUUGGCCUUCUCUGAAGUCAGCACCAACUAGCCCACCAGACCAAAGGUCAACUGGGGGAAUGGCAAAAACAGAGCAAGCCUUCUGAGAAGAAGGGGUGGUCCUUUUACCCUUGGCUGCACAGAGACUCUCUUUGCUGUGUGUCCUGAGUCCAUCCAUGUAGCAGUUGUUUCAGACCCUCUGCCCUCCCAGUCCUUUUCCUGUCUCCCUGCUUGGGCAGAGGGCUGACGAUGGAGGGCUCGAAGGCCCGCAAAGAGACUGGACAGCCCUGGAGGAAGAAAGGCUGAUAAGGGGGAGCAUGGACUUGAUCCCCCUAGAGUGAGACCCUGGCCAUGGGGACCCUGGUCAGCUGCCGCAGUGGCCUCGAGUGUCCCUUCAGGUCAGACCCUCUGCUUGGACGGUGCUCUCUGUGGAAGGUUCCAGAGAAGAAUCAGAUAUAAAAACAACCCCAAAUGAUUAUUCCUUUG